GUCCCAGUUAUGUAUCAUAACGCCAUCUGUUUGAUCAGCCUAGGGUGUUUUUUCUCUCUCUGUUUGUACUAAGCAAGUGAAUCAGUUAAGUCUGAAGUUCACAGUGAAGCAGCCGGUGCGCUUCUUUCAGAGCAUUAGCUGCGGCCAGCUUCAUCCAAACAAAAUGGGUGUCCUUUUUGGAUUAUACAUCUUGGGGAUUAUAUUCACAGCCAUUCUUUUACUCCUUUUAGCAUCUACUACAUAUCAUCCACUUAAAAAUUAUAUAGGAAAAUGGAACGAAAUGAGACCAAUUCCAGGAAUGCCGGGCGCUUAUCCAAUCAUUGGCAAUGCACUGCAGUUUAAAACCAAUGCAGGCGAUUUUUUCAACCAGAUUAUUGAGGGCACAAAUGAAAACAGACACCUUCCUCUAGCAAAGGUGUGGGUGGGUCCAGUCCCCUUUCUGAUCUUGUAUCACGCAGAGAAUAUUGAGGUGGUCCUCAGUAAUUCUAGACACCUAGACAAGUCAUUCGCAUACAGGUUCCUGCACCCCUGGCUCGGCACAGGCCUGCUCACCAGCACAGGGGAGAAGUGGCGUAACCGGCGGAAAAUGCUGACUCCAACCUUCCACUUCUCCAUCCUCUCUGACUUCCUAGAGAUGAUGAAUGAACAAACCGAUAUUUUGAUUCAAAUGAUGCAGAAGCACAUAGACGGAGAGCCAUUCAACUGCUUUAGCUACAUAACAUUAUGUGCUUUGGACAUCAUAUGUGAAACUGCAAUGGGAAAGAAGAUCUAUGCUCAGAGCAAUUCUGACUCUGAAUAUGUGCAAAGUGUCUAUAAAAUGAGUGACAUCAUCACCAAGAGACAGAGAGCACCAUGGCUGUGGCCAGAUUGGAUCUACAACAUGUUAGAGGAAGGCAAAGAACAUUCCAGAAGACUGAGAAUUCUUCACUCCUUCACUGCAAGUGUCAUCAAGGAAAGAUCGAAGUCCAUGAGCUCUGAACCUGAUAGUGAUUCUGACCAGGGGCCGAGGAAAAGACAGGCCUUCCUAGAUAUGCUGUUAAAAACUACUUAUGAGGAUGGAGAGAAUUUGAGUCAUGAGGACAUUCAGGAGGAAGUGGACACCUUCAUGUUUGAGGGUCAUGAUACCACUGCAGCUUCAGUGAACUGGGCUUUACAUCUGAUUGGCUCCCAUCCUGAGGUCCUGAAGGCAGUGCAGGCAGAACUACAGGAAGUGUUCGGUUCGUCAGACCGCCACGUGGGGGUUGAGGACCUGAAAAAGCUGCGCUACCUGGAGUGUGUCAUCAAGGAGAGUCUGCGGAUCUUCCCCUCCGUGCCUCUGUUUGCACGCAGCAUCUGCGAAAGCUGUCAGAUCAAUGGGUUUAAAGUCCCAAAAGGAGUGAAUGCUGUUAUCAUACCAUAUGCUCUUCACCGGGACCCGCGCUACUUCCCAGAACCUGAGGAAUUUCGACCGGAAAGGUUUCUGCCAGAGAACAGCAAAGGGAGGCAUCCAUAUGCGUACAUCCCUUUUUCUGCAGGGCCAAGAAACUGCAUCGGCCAGCGCUUCGCCAUGAUGGAGGAGAAGGUAGUUCUUGCUACGAUCUUGCGUCACUUUGACAUAGAGGCGUGUCAGAGCCGUGAGGAACUGCGGCCUCUGGGGGAACUCGUUCUGCGUCCUGAAAAAGGCAUUUGGAUUAAACUACAAAGAAGAACCAAAUAACUCUCACCACCAUUAAAACUUAAGGUAGCUUUAGUACUCACAUCACUGACAUGCUAGAGUUGUUGUGCUGCUAGUUAUGAGCCGAUUCACAUACAACUUGCUAACUUCUUUUGCAUUGUCUGUUCUGAUUUUAUGGGGAAAUGCGUGGAAUGAUGGUAAAAGGAGAGCUGAGCGUAUCAGGUUCUUAUCGGUAGCUGAAGGCGUAAUCAAAUUAGUCAAAAUAUCAUAUAAACAAACACCCAAGUGGAGGCAGAAGUUUGUGAAUGACAGGUGGUCAGAUUCUGCAGAAUUUUCAUAAGAGUUCUGAUUCCAUGUGGACCUAGUUAUAAGUUAGAAAUAAUGUACACCCAGCUGCUCAAUGGCACAAAAUAAGCCAAAAUAGGGUGAUCAGUUUAUUGAUGACCCCAACACAGCUACUUACCGUAUAAAUGUACAUAAUAUAUAUUUCGGUUGAAAUAAUUUUAUCAUGUGAGAGGAAAGAGACAGUAGAGUAUUUUACAUUAAACUAGCACAGUAAGUGUGACAAUUGAAAAUUGUAGAGUUUAGUGGUCAUUCGAUUCAUAUAUUUAACCACAGAACAUCAUAAUAUACUGAUCAGAAUCAAGUCUGUAAAUCAACUCAAUGUGAGGCAAAACUAUUUUAGCACUUUCACACUAUUGUUUUUACUUUAUG
Sinocyclocheilus anshuiensis is the source of this 2368-nucleotide messenger RNA. It is a transcript of the gene cyp4v2b, whose product is annotated as cytochrome P450, family 4, subfamily V, member 2b. The coding region runs from base 164 to 1696 and encodes 510 amino acids. NCBI's taxonomy places the organism in Eukaryota, Metazoa, Chordata, Actinopteri, Cypriniformes, Cyprinidae. Gene Ontology annotation, molecular function: oxidoreductase activity, acting on paired donors, with incorporation or reduction of molecular oxygen; iron ion binding; heme binding. The record is from RefSeq and is a predicted model, not a curated record. The transcript is spliced from 11 exons.